AUGAAGAGUCUAUGGUCUUGCAUAGUUUGUCCAGUAGCUGAUUCAACAUCUAUGCGGGUGCUAUCUGAUGAACAACGGACAAUGAUUUUCCUUAGUAGGAGCAUUUGGGUACCAAAAGGUGCACGUUGUUGCUCCAACCAUCUCUACAAAGGACAUCUGUCAUAUGAAGCCCGACAAUCAGUGAAACAAUCCAAAGUUGAUGAUAUUAUUCUGAAUAAACAUAAUGUAGAGAAACUGAUUGCUAAUUUUCGUUUGGCUCUCAAGCAUGCUGGUUCACUUGAUUUCGAUGACCCAGGAGCUCUUGAAAAUGAAACUUAUACAACCAUUACUGGACUUGAUCGAGGUACUUUAUUUAAUUGUUUUGAAUAA
Messenger RNA from Rotaria socialis, 369 nucleotides. Lineage: Eukaryota; Metazoa; Rotifera; Eurotatoria; Philodinida; Philodinidae. The record is from the annotation of a GenBank genome assembly.